This is a messenger RNA of Arachis stenosperma, 4481 nucleotides long. Its product is annotated as putative disease resistance RPP13-like protein 1. The record is from RefSeq and is a predicted model, not a curated record. Gene Ontology annotation, molecular function: ADP binding; protein binding. The transcript has 2 exons. Bases 330 to 4037 code for a protein of 1235 amino acids. Lineage: Eukaryota; Viridiplantae; Streptophyta; Magnoliopsida; Fabales; Fabaceae. Gene Ontology annotation, biological process: defense response to other organism.
AGUAUCAUGAUUUCGAAGAGUUAGUUACAUAGACUUUCCUAGGCAUGUAACCAAUUGUGUAUCUUUAUUCUUUCCCCAUUUGACAGCUCUUGUUAUAAGUUAUAUCAGAUCUUAAACAAGGGAAGCAGAUCCCAAAAUCAUGCAUUAUUAAUGAAACGAAGAUCAUGAGCUCAUGAAGUCAACUUCACUCACAGCACAUAAAAACAAACACUUCCCUUAGCUUCAAAAUCCAGAGACUACAUUGCAAACUGCAAACCCAUCUCUCAUCCAUCACCUUUCUUUCUUCGUUCUGAUUCAAUCUGAUCUGCUGCUGCAUUUGAGAUUCAAUCAUGGCUGCAAAACUUGAUGGUGGAGCUUAUCUCACUUCUUUCGUUGAUGCUGUUUUAGACAAGUUGUCUUCAAUACUUGAAGAUGACUCUGUCCUUAAAGGAAACUACUCUGCCCAGGAGUUGCUUGGAAGGUUGGAGAAAAGUCUGUAUGAUGUUGGACCUGUUCUUGAUGAUGCUGAGCAGAAGCAGUUCAUUGACAAGAGAGUCAAGAAGUGGCUUGUUGAUCUCCAAGAUGCUCUUUAUUUUGCUGAUGACUUGCUUGAUGAACUCUCUACUAAGGCCGCCAUCGCGGCUACUCAAGGGGAUCCAGGUAACUCUUCUUCCUGCUCUCGUCUUGUUGAUUCGUAUAUUGAAGAUAAUGGCGACAUGGAAAAAAUAGUUGGCAAACUAGAGUCUCUUGUAGAACGAAAAGCUAAACUUGGUCUAGAAAAGAGUGCCAAGUUGGACACAUCAUGGAGAAUUCCAUCCACAUCUCUCGUUGUAAGUUCUGACAUAUUCGGUCGGGACAAAGAGAAGAGAGAGAUAAUCAAACUGUUGCUAGAUGAUUCUGAAUCACCUCUUACUCUGAUCCCAAUUUGGGGUAUGGGUGGAAUAGGAAAAACUGCUCUGGCUCAACUGGUUUACAGUGAUGCCGAAGUAGUGGGAAAAUUUGACACUAGAGCUUGGGUGUGUGUUGCUGAAAAUUUUAAUCCUAUUAGCCUUACAAGAACUAUACUAGAGAAAAUAACUUGUAGUUCUUAUAAGAGGGAUGAUUUUGAUUCACUUCAAACUCAUCUGAAACAAAAGUUGAUAGGAAAAACAUUCUUAGUUGUUUUAGAUGAUGUCUGGCAUGAUCAACAAGACAUUUGGGAGGAUCUUCUAAAACCUUUUCGCUACGGCAAUCACGGAAGUAAAAUCCUUUUGACAACCCGUAGUGAAAAGGUUGCUUCUGUGGUUGCAACUACCGAUCUACAUUACCAACUGAGUUUGUUGUCUAAUGAAGAUUGCUGGUUAAUAUUUUCAAAACACGCACGUCUUUCUGCUGAUUCUAUGAAGAAUCCAACUCUGGAAAAAGUUGGCAAAGAUAUUGUGAAGAAGUGUGAUGGAUUGCCCUUGGCAGCUCAAGCACUCGGAGGCUUAUUGCGUGGAAAUUCUGAAGUCAAGUCUUGGAAUCAUAUAUUGAAGAACGAGAUCUGGAAAUCCUCCAAUGACAAGAUCAAAAUUGUUCCAGCUUUAAGAGUUAGUUAUUAUUACCUUCCCUCGUGUCUAAAAAAGUGUUUUGUUUAUUGUUCCAUAUAUCCCAAGAGUUAUGAAUUUGAUAAAGAUGAAUUGAUCUUGUUAUGGAUGGCGGAGAAUCUCUUACAACCAGUAGGAGAAAAGACUCUAGAAGAAGUUGGUGACGAAUAUUUUGAUGAAUUAUUUGUGAGGUCAUUUUUCCAACCUCAUAGUACCAAUGAAAAGACAUUUGUGAUGCAUGAUCUUGUGCAUGAUUUGGCAAUGAUCUAUGCUGGAGAAUUCUGUUUUAGAGCAGAAGAGCAUGAAAAUGCUGUUGAGAUUGAUAUUAAAACCCGUCAUUUAUCACAUAAUGCUAAAGGCAAUUAUACAAUCUCAAAACUUCUAGGAGUUUGUGCUAGAGUAGAACAUACAAGGACAUUUCUUGAAAUCAAUUUGUCACCAAAUAUCCCAUUUGACAUGGAAAACACACCUUGUAUCUUGUUGUCAAAAUUGAAGCGCCUUAGAGCUUUGUCGUUCAAAUGCUUUCCUCUUGAGUCGGUGCCUGAUUCAAUAGGUGAGUUGAUUCAUUUGCGUUACUUGGAUCUCUCUGGAACCUACAUUGUGACAUUGCCCGAGUCUUUGGGUAAUCUUUACAAUUUGCAGACCUUGAAGCUGAUUGGAUGUGAAAAAUUGAAAAUGCUUCCGGAUGGCAUGCAGAAUCUUGUAAAUUUAAGGCAUCUUGAUAUUAGAGCAACUUGUUUGCGCGAGAUGCCGAAAGGCAUGAGCAAAUUGAAAAGUUUGCAGUUUCUAAGCGACUUUGUUGUUGGGAAGCAUGAAGAGAACAAGAUCAAAGAACUGGGAGCACUUGCGAAUCUGCGCGAAUCAAUUUCCAUCGACAAAUUGGAGAAUGUGGUCGACAGCAGUGAAGCUUGGGAGGCAAGAAUGUUCGAUAAGGAUGGCAUUGACUCUUUGAAGUUGAGUUGGUCGUCAAAUAAAAGUAGGGAUGUAGUUUUUGCUUUUGGUGUCAAAAAGAAGGAUGCAGCUGAUUCCCAAAUUGAAAGAGAUAUACUUGACAAGUUACAACCUCACAGUAAUUUGAAAGAAGUAGAGAUAUGUGGUUACAGAGGCACAACGUUCCCAGAUUGGUUGGGAAAUUCUUCCUACCACAACAUCACCACACUAACCCUGCAACAUUGCAAUAAAUGUUCUGUGCUUCCUUCAUUUGGACAAUUGCCCUCUUUGAAGCACCUUACAAUUUCAGAUUUUAAAAGUCUGAAAACUGUGGGUGCUGAGUUUUACAAGGGUGGAUCUUGUCUGGAGACACCAUUUCCAGUGCUUGAAACUCUUACAUUUUGCUCAAUUAGUGACUGGGUGGAGUGGCGUUUAAUGGAGUUUGCAUUCCCUCGACUUGCGGAGCUUACCUUAAGUGACUGUCGCAUGUUGAGAGGAGAUUUGCCGAAUCAUCUACCAUCUUUGCAAUCACUUACCAUUGACAAUUCCAAGUAUCUCCGUUGUUGUCUUCCAAGAGCUCCUGUGAUGACCUCUUUAAACAUAGUUGGUGCUGGAGAAGUGAGAACUAGGGAGCUACCUCCUUUACUGCGUAAACUAUCAAUUCAUGGAAUUGAUCAAGUGGAGCCGGUGGUUAAGGCCUUUCGGCAUAAGCAACUGACUUGCCUCACGUCUUUAUCCAUCUCAGAUUGUUCCUUCCACAUAUCAUUUCCAGUGAGUAGUAUUCCUGCAUCACUACAAGAGUUGACAAUAUCAGGUUGUGUAAAACUAGAACUCGAAAUGGAUGGGCAUCACAAGUCCCUGCAGUCACUGAAUAUAAUUAACUACUAUGAUUCAGCUACAUCCUUCUCUUGGGAUGCCUUUCCAAAUCUCGUGCGUCUCCAAAUCAAGGAGUGUAGAAACAUGGAGUCUAUUGUGGUGUCACAGUCUCUUUCAUGUCUUCGGUCUUUAUAUAUAUCCGGUUGUUGGAGUUUGAAGUCAGUGUCAACGCUAUGGAUGGCAGCACCUCAGCUAGAGGAUCUCACAAUACUGGAAUGCCCAGAGAUUGAAUUGACUCCUACAGGGGAUGGGGAUCCACAUUGUAGCCUGAAAUCUCUUACUAUCAGCUACUCCAAACUAAUCAGUUGUGCAGCAUUCAUGAAUUUGCAAUUUUAUGGACUUACUCAUCUUCGCAUUUUCGGUGAAUAUAAGGAGAGUGUGAAGUGCCUCCCAAAGGAAGGUUGGUUGCCUGCCUCACUUGAGUCUCUCACACUUUUUUACAUUCAAAGUGUGGAGACGUUGGAAUGCAAGGGACUUGCUCAUCUCAACUGUCUCCAACAAUUAAGUAUUCAUCAUUGCUCCAAGUUGAAGAAUAUUGAGGGAGACAAGCUGCCUGCCUCUCUAAAACAACUCAUCAUCAAAGGAACCCCUUUGUUGGGAAGACGGUGCGAGGAGAAGGAUCCAGAGGUUUGGCCCAAAAUCUCCCAUAUCCAUGGUAUUCAAGUUGAUAGCAGAUGGAUUUUGUAAUCUAACAACUUCAACAGCUUAUCCAUGGAGCCAACAUCACAACUUCUGCAGCUAUGGUUUUUCUUUUUCUGCAUGAAGUUUGGGGUUCUCAUAGAAAGCCACGUGGCCAGAGCCAAUUCGUACAUCUGCUGCAGGGUCAAUCAGCUCCAGCUUGAGGAAGUGCCAAAGGAAUACCAGGAAAAGACCUCAUUGCCAUCAUAAUAUUGACCAUUAUCAAAUUGAUAUAGUCCUUCUUAUUGGGAAAAAAAUUUUACCUUUAGAAUUUCGGUUCAUGUGUAUGUUACUCUUUAAUUUUUUUUUUCCUAAACCAUUUGAUAAGAAAUUUCAGACACACGAACUAAAGUUUAGCAGAUAAAUUCAUUUUUGCUUUAGUUAUUGGGGUUUAUACACGUAUUAUUGGGGUAAAUUCAUCAUUUGCUAUUCUUUUGCAUACACGUAUUUAUU